CACUCUCGAGCUCGCUUUUGCCUCUAACUUCUCCCGACUCUGUUAUAACUUAUGACUAUGCGAAUUUGGCUCCUCUAUUAAGAAAUCAGCAUUGUAAGGAUUUUGAGUUUUCUGCAAUAUCAGAAUCAGAACACUCUGUUCUCUUCCUUUCUCAAAUUCUCACUGCUUGUCAUUCCGUUUUCCUUAUAAUGAUCAUAACAUCCAUUUUGGGUUAGUGUGUCUCGUCAAAAGAUAUUCCUUUUUUGCAAAUAAUUAAUUGUUCCAGAUCCUUGGAUAUCUAUAUCCACCACCGUUGGGGAUCAAAGAGUGUUUUCUUUGUAUUUUUUUGCUUCGUGAAAUUAAGAAUGUCUUCUGCAAGGAACCCAGUUCUCUUUUCAGUUCAAAGACCUCGAAUUUCAUCGCUUUAUUUACUACCUAGAAGAAUUUCGACCAACCAUGGUUUGCUUAAAGCCCGUUCCCUUGAGCCUAAAGACUCAGGUUUGGCGUUUUCGCCAUUGUCGGAGAAUGGGAAGCAUCUGGGAAUUUUGCAUCCUGGGAAGCCGUUGGGGUUGGGCAUGUUUGGUUGGGAUCAGCAGCUAAAACGACGACGUUUUGUUGGAUUUCCUGUUGUUGCAGCGGCAGCUGCAGAUGCUGAUGGCGUUGAGAUCAACAUCUCCGAUGGGACUGUUAAGGCCCCAAAGAGUUUUGGCGAGAGGUUUCCAGCGCUAGUUACUGGUUUCUUUUUCUUUAUGUGGUACUUCCUAAACGUGAUUUUCAACAUACUCAACAAGAAAGUUUAUAACUACUUCCCGUAUCCCUACUUUGUUUCUGUUGUGCAUCUCCUUGUUGGUGUGGGAUAUUGCCUUGUUUGCUGGGCUGUGGGUCUACCAAAACGCGCUCCAAUUGAUAAGGAGCUGUUGGCACUAUUGACUCCAGUUGCAUUUUGUCAUGCCCUUGGUCAUGUCAUGUCCAAUGUAUCAUUUGCUGCUGUUGCUGUGUCUUUUACUCACACUAUAAAAGCUCUGGAGCCGUUCUUCAAUGCUGCAGCUUCCCAGUUUGUCUUGGGCCUUCAGAUUCCAUUGUCUCUGUGGCUAUCCUUGGCCCCAGUUGUUAUCGGUGUAUCGAUGGCAUCACUAACUGAACUUUCUUUCAACUGGACUGGGUUUAUAAGUGCGAUGGUUUCAAAUAUAGCAUUCACAUACAGAAGUAUAUAUUCAAAGAAAGCAAUGACAGGAAUGGACAGUACUAACGUGUACGCCUAUAUCUCAAUAAUUGCUCUCUUCUUUUGCAUCCCUCCGGCAAUCUUUAUUGAGGGUCCUCAACUUAUGGAAUAUGGUUUUAGAAAUGCUAUUGCCAAAGUAGGCCUGAUCAAGUUUUUGUCUGAUCUAUUCUGGAUCGGAAUGUUUUACCAUCUAUACAAUCAGCUGGCUACUAAUACUUUGGAACGGGUUGCACCGCUGACACAUGCUGUUGGAAACGUGUUGAAGCGAGUUUUUGUCAUCGGGUUCUCCAUAGUGGUUUUUGGCAACAAAAUAUCCACACAAACUGGCAUUGGCACUGCGAUAGCAAUAGCAGGCGUCGCCAUCUAUUCUUUGAUAAAGGCGAACAUGGAAGACCAAAAAAGGAAAGCUGCUUCUGCUGUUUCAUCGUAAGGGGUAUUCUUGGACUGGUUAUGCUAUAGACCAUGUUACGUACGUUACGUGAAUGCAUUGGCAGACGCAAGUCUCAUUGACUUUUAUAUUUAUACACAGAGGUGUAUCAGUAUUAUGUAUGGAAUUAAUCCUUCUAACUAGUAAGCUUUUGAUGAUGGAUAGUACCAUGAAAAUAAAUCCCACUAAGAAAUAUGGGGUUGCAUUUUACUUA
This is a messenger RNA of Prosopis cineraria, 1842 nucleotides long. RefSeq names its product triose phosphate/phosphate translocator, chloroplastic-like. The record is from RefSeq and is a predicted model, not a curated record. Gene Ontology annotation, cellular component: Golgi apparatus; membrane. The transcript is spliced from 12 exons. NCBI's taxonomy places the organism in Eukaryota, Viridiplantae, Streptophyta, Magnoliopsida, Fabales, Fabaceae. Gene Ontology annotation, molecular function: antiporter activity. Gene Ontology annotation, biological process: transmembrane transport. The coding region runs from base 345 to 1631 and encodes 428 amino acids.